UGCAAAUUGGUAACCUGGAAUCGUGUUUUAUGGCCACUCGCUAGCGUUUUGUUUGCCUUCCGGACUGGCUCCGUGCGGGAUAUCAGCGAAUUAUGCACUAACUGUGAGCUUAGAGCAGCGUGCUGGCCUCGGUGGGUUCUUGAUUUAUAUCAGGCUGAAGCAGAGAGGAGGGCAAAGUUUUGCUCGCCGAACGCCGAGGAAUGAAUUACAAGUCUGAGAGGACGGUAUCCCACACGACCCGGAGGGGUCUGACUUUCACCAUGGACUUGCAGCUCGUGCUCCUUUUUGCGGGGAUAAUUGCGUUUUCGGACUCGGCCAGAGGCCCCCCAAGGAUUGCCGAUAAAGUGAUCCACCGCCAGUCUGUGAGGCUAGGGAGGACCAUCAAGCUCCUGUGCCCGGUGGAGGGCGACCCUCCGCCUCUCACCAUGUGGAUGAAGGACGGGCGCACGAUCCACAGCGGCUGGACGAGGUUCCGAAUCCUUCAGCAGGGGCUGAAAAUCAAGGAGGUGGAGAGCGAGGACGCGGGAACCUACAUUUGCAAAGCCACGAACGGCUUCGGCAGCACCAAUGUGAACUACACCCUCAUCGUGAUCGAUGACACCAGCUCAGGAAAGAACAGCCAGGUACCUGAAGGUUCGAAUGGAGAAUAUGAAGAUCAUUCUGGGAAGCAAUGGGCCCAGCCCAGGUUCACACAGCCUGCCAAGAUGAGACGGAGAGUGAUCGCCCGUCCCGUUGGCAGCUCCAUCCGCCUGAAGUGCGUGGCCAGCGGGAACCCACGGCCUGACAUCACGUGGCUGAAGGACAAUAAGCCCCUCACGCCCCAGGAGAUUGGGGAGAACAAGAAGAAGAAGUGGACGCUGAACCUGAAGAACCUGAAGCCAGAGGAUAGUGGGAAAUACACCUGCCGAGUGUUUAACAAAGUUGGAGAAAUCAAUGCAACAUACAAAGUUGAAGUAAUCCAGAGGACGAGGUCCAAGCCCAUCCUGACAGGGACACACCCCGUCAACACCACGGUAGACUACGGCGGGACCACAUCCUUCCAGUGCAAAGUCCGCAGCGAUGUCAAACCCGUCAUCCAGUGGCUGAAGAGGGUGGAGUACGGCACAGAGAGCAAGUACAACUCCACCAUCGACGUUGGGGGGCAGAAGUUUGUUGUUCUGCCCACAGGGGAGGUCUGGUCCCGUCCUGACGGUUCCUACCUGAACAAACUGAUGAUUACUCGAGCCAAGGAGGAGGAUGCGGGGAUGUACAUCUGCUUGGGGGCAAACACCAUGGGCUACAGUUUUCGCAGCGCUUUCCUCACAGUUCUGCCAGAUCCCAAGCCUCCAAGUGCACCUGUGCCCCCCUCCUCAGCCAGCAGCCUUCCCUGGCCCGUGAUCAUCGGCAUCCCCGCCGGAGCCGUCUUCAUCUUCGGGACAAUCCUCCUGUGGCUUUGCCAGACCAAGAAGAAACCCUGCUCCCCACCAGCUGCUGCCCCCGUGCACCGGCCGCAGCCCCGGGACAGGAUCUGCGUCUCCCAGGUCCCUGACAAAGACUGCAUCUCCUCCAUAAAUUAUGAGGAAUACGUCGCCCAGCAGCAGCAUUUACUGUCCCAAGGGCCUGCACUCGCCCCAGCCAUGGCAUCCAAAAUGUACCCAAAGAUUUACACGGACAUCCACACCCACACUCACUCGCAUGUGGAAGGCAAAGUCCAUCAGCACCAGCACAUUCAGUACCAGUGCUAAGAGGGUGGCCGUGUACAGUAGCUCGUUUGGGCUUUUCCCCCUGGUACCUCAGAAGAGACUGCUCUGAGUCAGCUCACACUGCCAGCAAUAGGCAAAGCAGACAGAAAAGAUUAUAUAUAUAGUUUUAAAUAUAUAUAUACAUAUAUAUAUAAUUGUAUAUGCGUGUGUGUAUGUGUGUAUAUAUAUAUGUGUAUAUAUCUAUAUCUAUCUAUAUAAAUAUAUAUAUAAUAGAGAAAGACAGAGAGAGAAAAGAGAUUUUUUUUUUAUUAUUGCAAUCAGGAUGUAGCCAAGGAAUAAUGAAGGAACUCCAAAUCUCAGCAGCUAGGCAGCCAUCCCCAACAGUGGAGCCUUCCUGGAUUUUUUAAUCAAGGUGGUGGCAAGUAAGACAGGAUGCAGGGAUAUGAACCACCACCUCCUUCCUCAUGUAGCUAAAAGGAGCAAGAAAAGGUGACCGUGGUGCUUUUCCAGGUGGGCAGCCCUGUUCCCCUGGCACAUCACUUGUUUUGGUGGGAAGCCCCCAGACCUGUCCCACUCAGGAGCACAAGGAAAAGCCUUUUCCCUCCGAGUGACUCGAGCGCUAAAGUACCUGAGGUUUAGUGCCAAAGCAUGAGGAGACAUGACCAAUUCACCUAUUCCAGGGGAAAAAAAUAACACAAGAGGGUCUGGAAAAGCUAAUUUCUGUUCACAACGUGAAAUGUCGAAUGUUUCUCAAGCACAGUCGUUUUGUCUGCAAUGCUGACCGAGCUGCUUGGUUUGAUUUCUGCAAGUCACAUUUCUCAUGGAGGGUUCUGCUGAGCAAACCUCACUGCCCCGGUCCUAGGACUCAGUGCCACUGCCAGGAAAAAGGAAGGAAGGAAGGAAAGAAAGAGGAACAUUGUACAGAACACCUUUAUAUUUAUAUUUAAGAAAUAAUAAUAAUUAAUAAUAAUAAUAAUUGAACUGCUGAUGGCGAAGAAAGCAAAACACACUGUCCUUCUCUGAUGGCUUACAGUGACAAGCUACUGGAUUUUCUACAUCAAUGCAAAAUACGUAUAAACAUGAGAAAAAGGAGAAAGAAAAAAAGAGAAUGAAAUAAUAAUCUUGUAGGAAAAAUUGCAUUUGAAAAAUAUUCACCUAGGUUGUGUGUGGUUGCCCCCUCCCCACAGAUAACAGUCUGGAAAUGAUACAACUACAUUUCAGUUCAAACUACAGUAAAAACAGAAAGAAAAGAGAGUAAAUAAGGACCGUAUUAAAUACCUAUAUGGACUGGAAAUGAAUCCAAUUACAAAUAUAAAACCUUUGUAAUUCUAUAUAGAGUUUAAACAAAGUCAUGUAUAUUUAAUUUAUUUUGUUAAACAAGAAAAAAAAUGUAUGAUAUUUUCCUCAAAACAGGCAUUUCUAUACAUAUUUUUGAUCAAAGAAAAUAAAGAUUUUUUUUUC
Messenger RNA from Cygnus atratus (black swan), 3143 nucleotides. It is a transcript of the gene FGFRL1, whose product is annotated as fibroblast growth factor receptor like 1. The transcript has 7 exons. Gene Ontology annotation, molecular function: fibroblast growth factor receptor activity; fibroblast growth factor binding. Gene Ontology annotation, cellular component: plasma membrane. NCBI's taxonomy places the organism in Eukaryota, Metazoa, Chordata, Aves, Anseriformes, Anatidae. The record is from RefSeq and is a predicted model, not a curated record. The coding region runs from base 201 to 1724 and encodes 507 amino acids.